GGCUUUGAAUAAGAACACAAUAUCGUCAAGAUACCAGACGUAGUAGUUUGUGGAUCAAAAUGGCCAGCUUUACUCGUCAAAUUUUGGGAUUUUCGUCUCCUUUGGUGCGGUGUUUACGAUUACAUAGAUGUACAUCCCGGUAUAUCAGUGUCUGCAGCACUACACAACCACAGACUGAGAAUGUGUCAAGGCAUCUUCAAUGUGCAAGGUUACAUCAUCAAGGAGUACGCCAUGUGAUCCCUUUUAGAAACAUUCACACUGCAACAGCUUUACGAUCUGAUGUAGUGCAGUUCAAACUAUCCGAUAUAGGGGAAGGAAUAGCAGAGGUAACUGUCAAAGAAUGGUAUGUGAAAGAGGGCGACAUAGUAGCACAGUUUGAUAGUAUCUGUGAGGUACAAAGUGACAAGGCUUCAGUCACCAUUACAAGUCGUUAUGACGGUGUGAUAAAGAAGAUCCACUAUGAGAUUGAUGACAUUGCGAGUGUCGGUGACCCCCUCGUGGAUAUACAAGUGGCUUCAGAGGCCAAACAAGAUGGGGAAAAGGAAGACGCAUCAUCCAGUGACAGUGACAGUGAUAGUGACAGAGAAGGUGAUGUAACCCAAUCUACAGGGAAUAGCGCCCCCGAUAGUGCGCGCAGUGUAAGAGUAUUGGCCACUCCAGCCGUCAAGAGACUUGCAAUGGAAAACAAUAUAUCAUUGGUCGAUGUGACUGGAACAGGCAAGGAGGGAAGGGUCCUCAAAGAAGACAUGCUCAAUCACAUAGAAAUGCUUCAAAGUGCUAGCAAACCACCAAUGACAGCAGCACCACCCGUCCAGCAAGUUUCUGCUUUCCAAUCCCCUCCUCAAACACAAACCCUUCCCCCUGCAUCUGCAUCGGUCAUGCCCCCACCAAGGCCUGCCCAGCCAGUGGUCAUAGGCAAAGACUACACAGAGCCCAUUACAGGCAUCAAGAAGGCCAUGGUGAAGACAAUGACGGCUGCUAAUACGAUACCACACUUCGGUUAUUGCGACGAGAUUGACGUCACAUCUCUCAUGCUGCUUAAAGGAAUCAUGAAAAAGACGGCAGCUCAGAGAGGAGUACAGUUCUCCAUGAUGCCGAUGUUUAUUAAGGCAGCUUCUAUGGCUCUCAAUUUCUUCCCUAGUCUCAAUGCAAGUGUGGAUGAAUCUUGUGAACAAAUGACAUACAAGGCAAGUCAUAAUAUUGGCUUUGCUAUGGAUACCCCACUCGGUCUUCUAGUGCCUAAUAUUAAGAACGUUCAAGGGAGGACAAUCUUUGAGACAGCUCAGGAGUUGAAUCGUCUCAUAACGCUCGGUAAUGAAGGGAAACUUGGUUCGGAUGACCUCAGCGGAGUGACGUUCACACUCUCCAAUAUCGGAACGAUUGGUGGGACGUAUGCCAAGCCAGUUUUAAUGCCCGGCACUGUGGCCAUAGGAGCAAUUGGGAAAGUCCAGGCUCUUCCUCGUUUCGACGAAGACGACGAGGUAUACAAAGCAUUUAUUAUGAACGUCAGCUGGUCCGCCGAUCACAGAGUCAUCGACGGCGCAACCAUGGCAAGAUUUUCCAAUCUGUGGAAAUCUUAUUUAGAAGAACCAGCGACGAUGACCCUAGAUCUGAAAUGAUAAACUCCCAAGUGGUUGCAUGUAACUGAUGGUCCAAAGUGGUAAGCUGAUCUGCUUGAUAUGGCCAUGGGCUACCACCAAUCCACCACACUCCAGCUGAGUUUGACCUCGUAAUGUCACAUUGUAUACAACCUACAUAGCUGUAUCAAUUGCCUAGAGGAGCUAAAUAUGGUGUCAACAGCCUACGUACUGUGUGUAACAGUUUUGGGCAUCAAAGUUAGUUUUGUACGGGCCCAAUUUCAUAGAGCUGGUUAAGCAGAAAAUGUUACUUAAACAUUGUCUGCUAAGCAGAAAUGAGCAAGAU
This is a messenger RNA of Asterias rubens (European starfish), 1923 nucleotides long. RefSeq names its product lipoamide acyltransferase component of branched-chain alpha-keto acid dehydrogenase complex, mitochondrial-like. Gene Ontology annotation, molecular function: lipoic acid binding; acetyltransferase activity. The record is from RefSeq and is a predicted model, not a curated record. NCBI's taxonomy places the organism in Eukaryota, Metazoa, Echinodermata, Asteroidea, Forcipulatida, Asteriidae. The coding region runs from base 60 to 1619 and encodes 519 amino acids. The transcript is spliced from 11 exons. Gene Ontology annotation, cellular component: cytoplasm; mitochondrion.